Paramormyrops kingsleyae is the source of this 3631-nucleotide messenger RNA. Its product is annotated as endoplasmic reticulum aminopeptidase 2-like. Gene Ontology annotation, cellular component: membrane; cytoplasm. Gene Ontology annotation, molecular function: zinc ion binding; peptide binding; metalloaminopeptidase activity. Gene Ontology annotation, biological process: peptide catabolic process; proteolysis. NCBI's taxonomy places the organism in Eukaryota, Metazoa, Chordata, Actinopteri, Osteoglossiformes, Mormyridae. The record is from RefSeq and is a predicted model, not a curated record.
UGCCACUGGGCUGAAACUGCUGUUGCUCUAAAACUGUGGCUCGCCAUGCAGGCGCAUCUCAACUGCGUUGGAAAUUGCGUGCACGCCACGCAGCAUUACGAUAAUCACGCAUAAUGUAUCCGCGUUGCAGCUCCGUAUGAACCGAAAGCGAAAGUUUUUGAGUGCGAUAGGAAACAGCCUCGUAUCAGUAUGUCACGUCAGUUGUUUCUCGCGACUAUAAACAAUUGUAAGAUUUCUGUACGGCGCUAAACCAUUUUAUGGUCAUAUUGUCGUUGUGGCUAUAACAGGGGACAUAUAUAAUGUGUUUAUUUGUAUGCAGUGUUUCUAAAAGCAGUUGAAUUUAAUUUGUUGAAAAUAAUUGUAUUGCGUGUUACAUCGGCCUACUAAUCUACUACUACAGAUUUUUUGCGCUUCAUUUGUGAGCUCGACUACUAUACACCGCAGCCGUUGUUGCCUCGUUAAUAAAUAUCCUGUAUCUAGAUCCGUGUGCAAACUUUUAUCUUGCUGUCGUUUUCUUAUACAGGAACUACAUUCAAACUCCGAAUGACCACAAACGAGCUGUGCACUUACUUUGAAUCAUGGCUGCAACCAAAGGGAGACACAUAUAUAUAUACCGCAACGGAUUUUUUUGUGUAUGGUUUUAUAUUUUUUUAGGCUGCUACGGUGUCCCUAAUUAUGUCAUAAACAAGCACAUAUUUCCUUGGGACAAAAUGAGACUUCCGAGUAAUGUCCUCCCAAACCACUAUGAUCUGAGCAUUCACCCGAGUCUUACCACUCUCCACUUUACCGGAUCUGUUAAGAUCGAAGUGGAUAUCAAGCAAGACACGAGUUACAUAGUUCUGCACAGCAAAGAUCUAAAUGUUACGCUGGCAAAGAUUGUACUAGAGGACGACCCGAAGGACGGUAUCGCGGAGCAGACCCUUACGGUCCUGGAGCAUCUACAACACGAGCAGAUUGCCCUGCUGGCCCACGAAAUACUCCGCGGUGGCAAGAAGUAUCAACUUCACAUCCAGUUUCACGCACAGUUGGCGGAUGGCUUCGACGGUUUUUAUAAAAGUAGCUACCGGACCCAAAACGGUGAAAAGAGGAUACUUGCUGCCACCGAUUUCGAGCCUACUGCGGCGAGGAUGGCUUUCCCUUGUUUCGAUGAGCCGCAGCUUAAAGCCACGUUUACCGUUAGGAUAAAGCGGGAAGAGAGCUAUAACGCACUCUCAAAUAUGCCAAAGAUACGAACACUUGAGCUUGGUAAUGGUCUAGUGGAGGAUCAUUUUGCCCAAAGUGUGAGAAUGAGCACCUAUCUGGUGGCAUAUGUAGUGUGUGAUUUCAGAUCUGUCACAGCCAACACAUCCUCAGGAGUAAAGGUCUCAGUGUAUGCAGUUCCUGAGAAGUGGGAUCAAACUCACCAUGCACUUGAAGUUGCAGUAAAACUGCUGGAAUUCUAUGAGAGUUAUUUUGGCAUUAGUUACCCACUGCCAAAACAAGGUAAAAAUGUGAAGCGAUCGAAGACAAGGUUAAAAAUACUGCAAUUUUUUUAUAACUAUUUUAAGUGGCAGACAGUCACAUGUGAGUUUUGUCUUAUAGACCUCAUCGCCAUACCAGAUUUCCAGUCAGGGGCUAUGGAAAACUGGGGCUUAAUUACUUACAGAGAGACUGCACUCCUGUACGAUCCACAGACAUCAUCUGCCCAGGACAAGAUGGAGAUCACCAGAAUCAUAGGGCAUGAGCUAGCUCAUCAGUGGUUUGGCAAUCUGGUGACGAUGGAUUGGUGGAACGACAUCUGGCUGAAUGAAGGCUUUGCCAGGUACAUGGAGAAGGUGUCACUCAGCACCACCUAUCCUGAUAUUCCAGUUGAUGAUUAUUUCUUAAAUGUUUGUUUUGGAGCCAUCUCCAGGGAUUGUCUCAACUCCUCACACCCCAUCUCUAACCCAGCUGAAACUCCAGUUCAGAUUAUGGAGAUGUUUGACACGGUCUCCUAUGACAAGGGUGCGUGUAUCCUAAACAUGCUAAGAGACUUCCUGUCUGAGGAGGUGUUCAGGAGUGGAAUCACACGCUACCUAAAGCUGUACAGCUACCAAAAUGCCAAAAGCAAUGACCUGUGGAACUCCAUAGCAAAUACUUCCUUUGCAGAUACUUUUCCCACGACGGAGUUUUGCUACACUUCCUCCCAAGCUGAAAGGACAGCUCACCGCUACACAUGUUCACAGACCCCAGACAUUAGGAGCAUGAUGGACACCUGGACCAAGCAGAUGGGUAUACCUUUGAUCACAGUGGAGAGGAAAGGGCAGCUGGUGCAAAUCCGACAGGACAGGUUCUUGAAGGGAGUGCUUGAGGAUGACGCAGAGUACCCUGCUCUACAGUCAGGGUACCUGUGGCAUAUUCCUCUCACCUACGUGACCAGCGGAUCCCAGAGAGUGUGGAGACAUUUACUGAAGACAAAGACUGACACAGUUCGUCUGCAAGGAGAAGUGAGCUGGAUAAAAUUCAACGUCGACAUGAAUGGGUAUUACAUGGUGCAUUAUGGAGACAGAGGGUGGGAUGAGCUGAUUUACCUGCUGGAACAUGACUAUUCUGCACUGAGCAGCAAGGACAGGACAAACCUCAUCCACAAUGCCCUUCAGCUUGUCAGUGCUGGAAAGCUGUCAUUGGACAGAGCCUUGGACCUAACUCGCUACCUAAGGAAGGAGACUGACAACAUGCCACUGCUGCAGGGCAUCGCAUACCUCAAUGUGCUUCACUGGAUGAUGGAGAAAAUGGGAAUCCUGGAAACAGCAGGAAAGCUAAAGAAUUAUAUACUUUGGUACUUCAAGGAUGUCAUAGAUAAACAGACAUGGAGCGAUGAUGGCUCUCUGUCUGAAAGGAAGGUUCGAGCUGAGCUUCUGGAGUUGGCCUGUAGCCUUGAAUACCCUCAGUGUGUUGAAAGGGCCUCCAAGAUCUUUAGUGAAUGGGUUUCUUCAAAUGGAGCCAAGAGUGUCCCCACAGUUGUCCUGAGACCAGUGUACCUCGUGGGAGCCCAGCAAACAUCCAACUGGAAUUUCCUCCUUCAGGUUUACAGCCAAACACUGUCCUCUGCUGAGAAAAAAAAGAUUCUGUUUGCACUGACUUGCAGCAAAGACCUUGAGAAGCUCAAUAAAUUGAUUGAUCUGGCUAUGGAAGGGGAGGCAAUCAAAACACAGGAUCUUCCUACAUUGAUUGUUGCCAUCGCUAGAAACCCUGCAGGACACACGCUGGCUUGGAAUUUUGUCCAGAAAAACUGGAAAAAGCUGUUGGAGAAAUUUCAUUUGGGGUCAUCGUCUAUAAGAAAGAUCCUCACAGGAACCAUGUCUAGCUUUGCUUCAGAAAAGGAGCUGGAGCAGGCAAAAGCACUGUUUGACCUGCUAAAAUCCCAGGGACAUGAAUUAAAGGUGACAGAAGUCAUAUUAGAAACAAUCCAGAAGAAUAUCCGAUGGGCAGAGAGGAAUCUGCAUGUCCUGGAUGAAUGGCUAGAAAAAAAUUCUCCACAACGCUCAACAGUGUUUUAAACCUGCUUUUGAAUAUAAAUACAUUUAUUGAAAUGUGUGUGAGCUUGAUAUAAAUGUACAACUCCAUGACAAUACAGUUUUCUAAGAUUGCAAAUAAAAUAUUUAAUACCACA